Molecule: messenger RNA, 1350 nt
Organism: Chionomys nivalis (European snow vole)
Lineage: Eukaryota; Metazoa; Chordata; Mammalia; Rodentia; Cricetidae
Product: cytoplasmic 60S subunit biogenesis factor ZNF622-like
Exons: 1
Coding region: 1-1350 (449 amino acids)
Biological process (GO): ribosomal large subunit biogenesis
Cellular component (GO): preribosome, large subunit precursor
Molecular function (GO): nucleic acid binding; zinc ion binding
Source: RefSeq, a predicted model, not a curated record
AUGGCUGGGUACAGCUGCCUCACCUGCCGGAUGGCGUUCCCUGACUCGGAGAUGCAGCGAGCGCACUACAAGACGGACUGGCACCUCUACAACCUGCGGCGCAAGGUGGCCAACAUGGCCCCGGUGACCGCCGAAGGCUUCCAGGAGCGGUUGCAGGCGCAGCGGGCGGUGGCGGAGGAGGAGAGCAAGGGCACGGCCAACUACUGCACCGUGUGCAGCAAGAAGUUCGCCACGUUCAGCGCCUACGAGAACCACCUCAAGUCGCGGCGGCACGUGGAGCUGGAGAAGGGACUGGGCGCCGAUAGCAGCGUGGGCAAGGAUGUCAUGAACGCGGCCAUCCAGCAGGCCAUCAAAGCCCAGCCGUCCACGUCCCCCAAGAAAGUGCCCUCCGUGCCCGCGGAAGGGUCCCAGAGGGCGACGGGCCCGCGGCGGGGCGCUCAGGAUCCGGACCCCGCGGAGAAGCCGCCCCGGCUGCAGUGGUUCGAGCAGCAGGCGAGGAAGUUAGCGAAGCAGCGGUGGGAGGAGAGUGAGCAGGAGGAAGAGGAUGAAGACCAGGAGGAAGAUUGGGAAGAUAUUGAUUCAGAUGAUGGAUUGGAAUGUGAGAACCCUGGACAGAAUGAUGAGGAUGAAGAAGCUGGGGAGAGCCCGCCCCCAGGUGCCAUCCCAAUAACAGACUGCUUAUUUUGUUCCCAUCACUCAAGCUCCCUCAUGAAGAAUGUGGCUCAUAUGACUAAAAUCCACAGCUUCUUUAUUCCUGAUAUAGAAUAUCUUUCAGAUCUGAAAGGACUUGUUAAAUAUUUGGGAGAGAAAGUCGGUGUUGGCAAGAUUUGCUUGUGGUGCAACGAGAGAGGGAAAUCCUUCUACUCCACAGAGGCUGUGCAGGCACACAUGAAUGACAAGAGCCACUGCAAGCUCUUUGCAGAUGGUGAUGCGGCUUUGGAGUUCGCUGACUUCUAUGACUUUAGGAGUAGCUACCCAGACUACAAGGAGGGACAGGACCCUGAUGAGAUUGAGGAGCUGUCCUCAGAAAAGACCUUGGAAUGGGAUGAUGAAACCAUGGAGCUGAUACUUCCUUCUGGUGCCAGAGUGGGUCAUUGCUCCUUGAUGAGAUACUACAAACAACGAUCUGGCUUGUCAAGAACUGUGACGGCUGCUAGAAACCAGAAGGCUGUGGGCAGGGUACUCCAGCAAUACCGAGCCCCGUGGUGGACAGGCAGCACAGGAGCAGCUCUUGUGCGGGAGCGGGACAUGCAGUAUGUUCAGAGGAUGAAGUCCAAGUGGAUGCUGAAGACGGGGAUGAAGAACAAUGCCACUAAGCAGAUGCACUUCAGGGCCCAGGUGUUGUUCUGA